AACAAUUAGAUCAAUAAAAAUGUUGCUAUGGGAAUACAUAAACUAUGUAAACAGUUCUGAACUUACUUUGGAUUAACAUACCGAGAUAAAGUUGUUGAAAAUGUCGAUGGAAAUUCCGAAUUACGAAUUUACGAGAAUCUGUGUUGCCUUACAAUCGGAAGAAAAAAAACGAAGAAUACAAGGUCUAAAGGAAAUUCUAAAGUUCUUUGAACUGCAACAAUCUGAGGAGGAAAUUUUGAAAUUAUGGGAUGUUAUAAACAAAGUUUUGUUAAGAAUUCUUAACGAUUCAGCCGAAGUUUGUCGUGAUCAAACAUUAGAAAUUAUUCGAUUAUUUAUAAUUAAUUUAACACCUAAUGAUAAAUAUAUUAUGUACUUACUUCCAAUUUUAUCCAGAAGAUUAGGUUCUUCUGAACAAAUAGAAACUUCAGAAGAAGUGAGAUUAAAAUCCGUAGUAUUAUUAAAAACAAUAAUAUUAAAAUAUGAAAACUUACUAGCAUCGUAUAUUGAUGAUUUAGUCAAAAUUCUGAUACGUACAGUGGUAGAUAAUUAUCCACUUGUUAAAAGAGAAAGCUGUAAUUGUAUAUCUGAAUUUGCAAAAAAUUUAUCAAGAUAUUUUUACACACAGUCAGAAACUUUGGUAAAACCAAUUUUAAGUAACUUUGCACAUCAACAUUAUAAAAUUAGAAUCGCCUCUAUUAGAACAAUAGGAGAUUUAAUUCAGUAUGGUAAUAGUAAAGCUUUAGAAGAAGUUGCUACACCUUUAGCAGAAAGAUUGUUUGAUCAAAAUGGACUGGUUAGAACAGCUGUAAUAGAGAUAGCAGGCUGUUGGCUUUUAAAAUUAAAAGACCGAUAUAGUUGGUGGCAUAAAAUCCUUCCAUUACUAUUAACAGGCCUUCAUGAUGAAUUAGAAGAAAUUAGAGAGAAGGCUGCCAAAUUUUGGGAUACCGUAGGACGAUCUUACAUAGAAGAAAAUCAGAAUGAUGAAAAAUUGAAAGAUAAAUUGGAUUUUCUCACCGAAGAUCGUCAUCACUAUCCUAAUGUUGUUAGACCAAAUCUAGGAUGUCGUGUAAUAGCACAACAAACUUUUAGUAAAUUAAUAAAUGGAAUAAAUUUAGAAUUAGGAGACUGGAUUGCCGAUAUAAGGGUACGAACUGCACAGUUACUUUCUGUAUUUAUUUUAAACAUAGAAGAAGAUGUGACCCAACAUAUUGGAAAACUUUUACCUUCUAUGUAUCGAGCUUGUAACGACGAAGAUUACAGGGUUGUAGAAACUGUAGAAAGAGCAGCAGAAUAUUUAGGAUAUUUUGUACAUCCAAAAAGCUGCUGUCAUUUAAUCAUUCCUACUCUUGAAGAAACUUUAUCUGUGGGUCAUUUAAAAGUAUUUUCAGCAAUUUUAAAAGGUAGCGAACGUAGCGCACUUGUUCCAUUACUGAAAGAUAUUGCAAAAUUUUUACAACAAUCGCAUAUCUGUCAAAGUAAAAAGACAACAUACCAGAAACAAAUACUUUCAUGUUGUCAUUCUUUAAUUUUAAUAUGCAAAGAGGAUUGUAAAAUUAUAUCACAGGAUUUGUUUAUAACGAUAUUUACUGUUUUAUCGAUGGCACAUGAAAAUCAUGUAAAAUUGGAAGCAAGAGAAUUAUUAAAUACUGUUGCAAAUAUUAGUUCCUACGAGAACGUUGAGAAAUUCUGCAACGAAAACAUAAGACACUUAAUUUUAUCGUUUCCUGAUUGUAAGUCAUGGACAGUUCAUACUCCAGAAAGCCAAAUUUUCUGCGGAUGUUUGACUUACAUCGGACAGAUUUUAAUUGUCAAUAUCGACAUUAUGUUACCAAUCCUAAAAGAAACUAUGACGAACGAUGCUAAUCCUGAACUACGGCUAAAACAUUUCAUUUUACUGUCAGAGUAUUUCAGUCAAGGAUCACUGAAUGAAAUUAUGGAUAUAAAAUGCUUCAAUCAAUUUUUAGAAGAUUGUAUAUUUCCUGGAUUAAUUUGGUCUGCCGGAAGAGCUGCCGAAGCUAUACGCACAGCUGCAUUAUCUUGUUUAUGUGCCAUAUUGGAUAAAUAUGAAAAAGAACUGAUUACAGAAAAGAUUAAACAUUUGGAUGAGGAAAACAUUUGUUCAAUACUUGAUAAAAUAAUGCCUGCUUUAAUUAGCCUUGCAGAUGACAAUUCCAAAAAAAGUAGAUUAUAUUCUCUACAAACUAUGCAUUUGAUAAUGUGUAUUAGAAAAAGAUUUCAUUAUCAGACAGAAGAAUACAUUCAUAAAAUAUAUCCUGUGCUUUUAAAAAGACUCGACGAUGGGUGUGAUGAUAUUAGAUUAGCUUCAUUAGAGGCUCUAAUAAAACUUUGGAAUACAAUACCUGAGGAUUAUAACUUACAUUUUAACAAAGGACAUAUAGAUACUUUGUAUACUUCAAUUAUAAUAUAUUUAGAUGAUCCAGAAAAUGAGUUUCAGAAUCUUAUAUUAGGUAGCUUAAAAGAAUUAGCAAAAGUGCAUCCAGAGUUAUUGUACCAGAAACUUCAAAAUUGUAAAACAAAUUUUAGAAAUCAAAAAGACAUAGAGAUACUUCUAGAACAUUGCCAAAAAAUGUCAGAGAUUAACACGGAUCACAUUGAUUCGGUAGAAGAGGAAAUAGAAGUAGAAUCUAAUUAUAAGCCUCCACCAGAAAAAACGAUAGAGCAAAUUUUAGAAGCAGACAAAGAGGAUGAAAGUUUACGUAAAUAUAAAGAAACACUUUUAGGAGAAGCAAAAUCUGGAGGUGUUAUUGUAGAUCCAAAUGAUCCAAGAAAAGUAAUAGUUAAAAAAUUAGCACUUUGCGUGGCAGAUCGACCAGAUAUGGAAUUAGAUUUAACAGGUGAUCUUUCUCAGCUAAAGAAACAAACGUUUGUAAUAAAAGAAGGUGUUAGUUACAGAAUCAGGAUUGACUUCAUUGUGCAACGUGAAAUUGUACAUGGUCUGAAAUAUGUUCAAAAAACUUAUCGCCUUGGAGUACCUGUGGAUAAGAUGAUGCAUAUGGUGGGUUCUUAUCCACCAAAAACAGAAGUACAGUCUUAUACUACUCCAACAGAGGAUGCACCAGCUGGAGUAAUGGCACGUGGUUCUUAUAGUGUAAGCUCCUUGUUUACUGAUGAUGACAAACAUGAACAUCUGAAGUGGGAAUGGUCAUUUGAAAUUAAGAAAGAUUGGAAAGAAUAAGCUUCUUUUCUUAAUGAGAAAGCUUUAUAAUGAUUGCAAUUAAAAUAAGAAUGCCAAAAGGGACUCUAAUUUUUAUAGAUAUUCAGUCAUAAUAUGAUGCCAUAACUGUAUUUUUAAGUAAUAAGAGAAAGAGUAACAUUGAUAUUUAUUUAGAUACUUUUCCUAAAUUGUAAAACCUUGAAAGUAAAUAAUUGGAUAUACAAGUGUAUCAUAUAUACAUGACAUACGUGCGUGUUUGCGAUGUGCAUGUGUAUGCACGCACGCGUUGUGUAUACAACACAUAUACAUACAUACUAAAAUCACAGUAGAAAUCACAUCUUAAUUGUUAGAUCAUGCGCAUCAAUCAGUAUUUGGUUACCUUUAUAAUGUGGUUUCCAUAUUUUCACUUUAACUAUUUCCUUUAACAUUAUUUUAUUGAUGUAAGAUAUUUUUAAAAUGAUGUCUGUGACAUUUUACUAGAGAGAACUUCCUUGAUUUAGAUCAUAAAAAUAUACAUAUUAAUUAAGAAAAAAAUCAUCUAAAAACAAUGCAUUUUCGAUGUAACAAAGUGUUGCUAUCGUUUUCUGCAAUUGAUCUAUCGGGUUCAAUUUUAAUAUAGGAAACUGAAAACAUCAGAAAAAACUUUAAGAUGUUAGCAAAUAUUAUGGUUGAAAAUAUUGAUUGCAGAUACAAAAAGUUUGAUAUAUUUAUUAUAAAUAUUUCCCUGUAUUAUGCAUCACGUCUUACUUUUUAGGUUUAUCAAAUUCGUACCGAUACUAUGAUUACUUUCAAAGCACAAAAUUUUGAAUUACAGUAGAAUCAAAGAAAUUAAAUCUGAGUUCAACACAAUUUAUAGAAAGCAAACUGAAUAUAUGCUUAUUGUUAUACGUUUGUUGUGGGUAAUGGAAUGUACUAAAUUUAUGCAUUUAACAUGAAUUCCUUUUUAAGUGUAUAUAUAUGGUCUUUGAUUUCGGUUAAAAAGGUUAAACAAGACUGUUAUUUAUA
Molecule: messenger RNA, 4180 nt
Organism: Osmia lignaria (orchard mason bee)
Lineage: Eukaryota; Metazoa; Arthropoda; Insecta; Hymenoptera; Megachilidae
Source: RefSeq, a predicted model, not a curated record